AUGCCUUACGUACCACCUAAAAAAGCUACAUAUACCAAGUUAUCUAUAACGAUAAAACAAGUUAAUCCUUUAAAUGUAAAGAAUAAAUUAGAAUCUCAAAAAACAGCGACACGUGACACCGCUAAUAAUCACGCUGUUUUAAAAUUAGACAACUUGUCUAUUUCACCAAAAUUAACAAAUACAAGAAACUCAUUACUUCGUAAAAAAAAUGGUGAAAUCGUCAAAUCAUCAUUUAAAAACCCUGAAUCAAACCCAACUUCUCCAGCUUCUCCAAAACGUGUGAAGUUUAACGAUCUAAAACAAAUCAACAUUAUAUCUGACGACUUUUCAGAUACCGAGAAACACAAUGACGAAAAUGUUGAUUUAUCAUCACCGGAUAGUAAUGGAUCAUUAACAGAUUUUCCAGAAUUUGAAUCUAUAAUAAUAGUUAAUUAA
Molecule: messenger RNA, 435 nt
Organism: Cetraspora pellucida
Lineage: Eukaryota; Fungi; Glomeromycota; Glomeromycetes; Diversisporales; Gigasporaceae
Source: the annotation of a GenBank genome assembly